Molecule: messenger RNA, 1068 nt
Organism: Syngnathoides biaculeatus (alligator pipefish)
Lineage: Eukaryota; Metazoa; Chordata; Actinopteri; Syngnathiformes; Syngnathidae
Gene: scrt2
Product: scratch family zinc finger 2
Exons: 2
Coding region: 112-1068 (318 amino acids)
Biological process (GO): regulation of DNA-templated transcription
Molecular function (GO): DNA-binding transcription factor activity, RNA polymerase II-specific; RNA polymerase II cis-regulatory region sequence-specific DNA binding
Source: RefSeq, a predicted model, not a curated record
UCCAGCGCAAGGAUUACAGUCGAGCUAGCCGCGCUCGCGUGCUCCCCCUCCGAAGCUUUUUUCAUUUUGCUCAUGCGUUUUCCGCCGCGCUGUGUUAUCGCCCACUGAAACAUGCCCCGCUCAUUUUUGGUGAAGAAGAUCAAACUCGAUGAUUUCUCUUCAUCCAACGCGGCCACCAAUAAUCACCAUCAGCACCUGGACGACUCGUUCACUUUCGCACGCUCCAUCACAGACUCGGUGACCAGCCUCGGCGUUCGGCUGAGCGAGAAUGGCUACAUCCAGGAUUACAUCACGCCAUCUGUAUACCGGGGAGAGAAGAAGAUGGAGCACAAGCUGGUGUCGGACCCGCUGUACACCCACGUGAGCAGCGGCGGCGAGUACUGCGACCCCGACCUGAAGCACCCCGACAGCCCCCAGUCGGGCAUGACCGCCAGCGGCUUCUACAGCGGCGAAUCGGAGGCCCUGGACGAGGGCUACACCAUGGAUGCCUUCUUCAUCUCCGACGGGCGCUCGAGACGGAAGGGCGACGGCGAGGCCCGCGAGGGCGGCUCGAGGAGCAGCAGCGUCAACGCCGGCCCGCAGGAGGGCGGCGCGGCGGCGGGCGCGGCUCGCCACACCUGCAACGAGUGCGGCAAGACGUACGCCACCUCGUCCAACCUCAGCCGGCACAAGCAGACGCACCGCAGCCUGGACAGCAAGAUGGCCCGCAAGUGUCCCACCUGCGGGAAAGUCUACGUGUCCAUGCCGGCCCUGGCCAUGCACAUCCUCACCCACGACCUCAAGCACAAGUGCGACGUGUGCAGCAAGGCCUUCAGCCGGCCGUGGCUCCUCCAAGGUCACAUGCGCUCCCACACGGGGGAGAAGCCCUUCGCUUGCGCCCACUGUGGCAAAGCCUUCGCUGACCGCUCCAACCUCCGCGCCCACAUGCAAACACACUCUGCCUUCAAGCACUACAGAUGCAAGCGCUGCAAUAAGACCUUCGCUCUCAAGUCCUACCUGAACAAGCACUACGAGUCAGCUUGCUUCAAGGGCUCCGCGGACGAAGACGACUCUGGAUCAGACAACUAA